UCCUCCCACUUGUUUCAUCAAGCCCUUUAAAAUCUUCCCUCCCCACAGCCCGCAGCUCUCUGACUGACCCAUUAAUGCCACAUAAAAGAAUUCACAUAUUUCACACUCCAAAACCCAAUAUGAACACCGGCCCCCUCCUUUUGUAUUUAUCAUAACGUCCUUCCCAUACAAAACCAAUAUCAAAAACAAAGUGCACAUGGGGAAGAAGAUGAAGCUCCCUUUCCUCUCCAAGAACACCAUACAAGCAAAAUCCUCCUGGCCAUGGCCUUCCUGUCACCAGCCCAGAACUCUCUCUUUCAGAACAGAUGACAGCCUCUUCAAGACCAUCAACUCAGCUUACUUGGACGCCAUCAUUGAGGCUGAAACGCCCGAGUCAUGGUUCUCCAACUCCUCUGAAUCAGCAAGCUUUUCAACAGCAUCUGACGAGUCUGGGGGUGAUCCUGUUGAGACUGUCAUUCGUGGUUUAAGGUCAGAGAGGCUGUUUUUCGAGCCAGGAGAGACUAGUUCAAUCCUGGAAGAGGCUAAGCCAAGCGGGUUACCAUUUAAAGAGAGUGUAGUCUUGUCAAUGGAGUCUCAAGAUCCAUUCGCGGAUUUCAGGAAGUCCAUGGAAGAAAUGGUGGAAGCUCACGGGUUAAAAGAUUGGGGAGGUCUUGAAGAGCUUUUGUGUUGGUAUUUGAGAGUAAAUGGCAAAAGCAAUCAUGGCUACAUCGUUGGUGCCUUCGUUGAUUUGCUUGUAGGUCUUGCUCUCUCGUCUACGGCAAUUCCUUCUUGUUCCAAUUGUUCUCAUUCUCCUUCUUCUCCUUUAUCUUUUUACACUUCUUCUUCCUCUGAGGAUUCUUCAACAACUCCUUGUGUAUCUUCAUUAGAAGCUGAGGAAGAGAUUGAUAACACCAGUCAUUGUUUAUCUUCAUUAUUAGAGGCAGAAAAGGAGAUCACUGAAGAUAAAGAUGAUGCUUCUUCAUCUUUAGAUGUUUGAUUCAAUAUCGGAAAAUAUUGUGUAUACCCACUAAAUUUUAGAAAUGAUAGUGAACUUUUUCUUUUCUUGAUUCUUUUCU
This is a messenger RNA of Theobroma cacao (cacao), 1055 nucleotides long. Its product is annotated as transcription repressor OFP13. Gene Ontology annotation, biological process: negative regulation of DNA-templated transcription. The record is from RefSeq and is a predicted model, not a curated record. Lineage: Eukaryota; Viridiplantae; Streptophyta; Magnoliopsida; Malvales; Malvaceae.